Molecule: messenger RNA, 1335 nt
Organism: Hyaloscypha bicolor E
Lineage: Eukaryota; Fungi; Ascomycota; Leotiomycetes; Helotiales; Hyaloscyphaceae
Exons: 5
Coding region: 1-1335 (444 amino acids)
Source: RefSeq, a predicted model, not a curated record
AUGUCGCUAAGUGAAUACCUUUGGGAAAGGGACCUGGCUUGGCGUGCGGAUCUUAUAGAACGAGAUGAUGGGGAAGACGAUGACGAGAGCGAAAACGAAGACCAAUCCACGACAUCCACGUCGCAGUCGAAAACCUCAACUUCACAAACUCGAACCUCGAUUACCCCGAAUAAGUCAACGGCGAUCAAAACAACGCUCCUCACCUCUGUCUCUACGGCCCCUCCCGGCAUCACAGUGACACAACAGGGCAAAGGAAAUGCCGGCGCAACCUCUAGCUCCUCAAGAGCUAGUUCAACAGGUGUUGUGGCAGCACAAGGUAUCUCCAAUGGCUUGACUUCACAUCCAUUGGCUGGAACUCUGGUCGGGGUUGUUGUCGGUCUUGUUGUAUUCAUUCUGUUUCUUUUUGCGCUUCUCUUCUUCCUCGUCCGUCGGAGGAAGGGAAGAAUACCAGAGGCGAACAUUGUAACCCCAACCGAGGACCGCGAUCCAGCCCAAGAUCGACAGUCAACGUGGACGGCGACACUUCCCAGCGCUCCCCGCCGGCUGUUUAUCGCACCCAAGAGCAUGCGGUCGAAGCGUGCGCUGCUUUCACCACUCACGCUCAAUCCUAAUAAUCGAGGAGAAAGUAUGAUUAGUAAAGAUGGUGUGGAAAGACAAGAGCGUUUGGCUCGGGUUCGGACCGAUUUGCUUGGGAAUAGAGAGCUGAAGACUGGGCUAGCGAGAAACGGAGAAGGGGAGACUAGGAAUAAGGGGACCUUUGGUGUGGCAAGGGGAAGUGGGAGUAUUAAUGAGAAAGAUAGGGUUGAGAUUGAGGCGAACUCUGGGUUGUGGGAGGAUGCUAUUACGGUUGCGAAGAGAGAGUCUGUGGCUGAGAGCGAGGCGAGUCUGCCAAGGUGGAGGACACCGGAUGCCUCAUUUGGAGUGCUACAUGCCUUGUCCCGAUACUUGAUCAGAGCUUUCGAAACCGGUGCCACGAUUGAGAUCGGAGCUUCAUCGACCCAGCGGUCAAAAUUCUUCUUGCUCCAGCACAUCAUUUUGACUGCAAUCCUUGACAAAGGAUUGUCUUCGCGUUUGAGCUCUGCUACGAUUCUGCAAAACCCACCAAAUCCAGCCACCUCUAUGUCGCGUGGUGCAUUUGAUCUAGUAUGGAUCUGCUUGGCUGCUUCGUUCUGCAGCUUCCUCAUCAGAAAGCGAUCUCCCAAAAUCCAGAUUUUGGCUCAGAUCCAGUUCACCACUAUCGCAAACAACGCGGGGUCGACAUCGCAUAACUUCAUCGUUUGCGUUCUUCCCUCCUCAAAGUUGCCAUUGAGAGCCACAGCCAAAAAUGGCGAGUAG